AUGGAAGAACCCACCUCGGCGAGUCCCGCCCCGAGCCGAGCGUUACGAGAAUGCCUUCUCUGCGAUUUAUCCUUCGAUACCGCCGAGGAAAAGCGGCAGCAUGCGAAAAGUGAAUGGCAUGUGUACAAGAUUCGUUGUCGAGUCGCAGAAUCUGGGACUAUCAUUACCCCACCAAGCAGUGCACCUAUCAAACCUUCAACCAGCCGCACAAGACAAGGCGGGAAAUUGUCUUCAAGAUCCGGGUCACCAACGGCUGAAGAGGAGAGCUACGAUGAAGAAUCAGAAAACGACACAUCCUCCGACGAGAAGGACACGAUCGAAUUCGUCGCCGAAGAGUGCCUCUUCUGCAACCAGACCAGCAAGGACUUGGAUGAGAACCUAUCACACAUGCACCAAACGCACAGCCUCGUCAUACCCUUCCAAUCUUUCUUGGUAGUGGAUCUCCAAACGUUAAUUUGGUUCCUUCAUAUGGUCAUCUUCAGCUACCGGGAAUGCAUCUGCUGCGGGAAGCGCCGCCGGACAAUCGAGGCCGUUCAGCAGCACAUGACGUCGAUGGGCCAUUGUCGCUUUAACGUGACCGAGGAGAUGGCCGGAUUCUAUGAUAUGGAAUUAAUCAGUCAACAUAGCCCAGAGGGCCGGAGCCAUCCAGACGAUCGUACGCUCCGGUUGCCAUCCGGGAAGCUCCUCGCCCACCGUUCCUACGUCGAACCCACUUCAAAGAGCCGGCUGCGAGAGGAAAAGUCGCUUGCUGGGCCAUCGGAUGGCCCAUCCGCUCUCCCUCCUGCUCAGCAAAAUAACCCUGACCCUCAGGCGCUCACAAAAAGAGACCGCAAGGAGCAAGCCCUUACCACUCAUUUCGCUCAGCUUCGCACAGGGGAUCAGAUGAGUCUCAUGCAUUUACCACAAUCCCAGCAGCGAGCACUUCUCUUGGCGCGCAAGAAAGCGCUGGACGAUGUGAAGCGUGCAGAGAGGCGGAAGCGUGGCCGACUGGAUAAGGUGGGAAACAAGACGGCCGUCCAUACAAACUAUUACAAACAAGAGGUUCCGGUUUAUAUGGGCGGUUAG
Chaetomium globosum CBS 148.51 is the source of this 1065-nucleotide messenger RNA. RefSeq lists its product as uncharacterized. NCBI's taxonomy places the organism in Eukaryota, Fungi, Ascomycota, Sordariomycetes, Sordariales, Chaetomiaceae. The record is from RefSeq and is a predicted model, not a curated record. Gene Ontology annotation, cellular component: preribosome, large subunit precursor. Gene Ontology annotation, biological process: ribosomal large subunit biogenesis. The coding region runs from base 1 to 1065 and encodes 354 amino acids. The transcript is spliced from 2 exons.